Messenger RNA from Diversispora eburnea, 960 nucleotides. The record is from the annotation of a GenBank genome assembly. Lineage: Eukaryota; Fungi; Glomeromycota; Glomeromycetes; Diversisporales; Diversisporaceae.
AUGCGUCGUACGAAUUUGAAAGAGUUAUUUUAUAGUGCUAAAAAUUCGAUUAGAUUAAUUAUCAUGGAAAAAUCAAUUAACGAUUCGGAAACAAUUAAUACUUUAGAUAACAAUAAUGAUAAAAAUAAAAAUGUUGGUUUUAAACCUAAUUCACAUUUAUCCAAGAAUGCUUUAAGAAAAUUACGAAAACAACAAAAAUGGGAAGAAACACGGGAAAUUCGUAAAGUGGCUCAAAAAGAAAAGGAUAAAAGGAAAAAAUUAGAAAAAAAAGAAGCAAUAGAAUUAGGACUCAUCCCUCCACCUGUUAAAAAGAAAAAAAUUGAACAAAUUCCAAGUAAAAUGAAAGUUGUAAUUGAUUUAUCAUUCGAUAACUAUAUGACCGAUGUGGAAAUUACUUCCGUUACAUCACAAUUGACUCGAUGUUAUUCGGCCAAUCGAUCAUCGACCAAUCCUGUUACCUUAUUUUUCACUUCAUACGGAGGUCGAGUGCGUGAAAGAUUUAAUGAUAAACUCAAAGAUCACGUUAAUUGGAAACAAGUAGUUUUCGAUACAAGAUCAUAUUUAGAAUGUCUCAAUAAAGAAGAUUUAAUUUAUUUGACGGCAGAUUCAACAAAUACUUUAGAUGUAUUGGAUGAAAAUAAAGUUUAUAUUAUUGGAGGAAUUGUUGAUAAGAAUAGACAUAAGGAGAUUUGUUAUGAAAAGGCCACGAAGGAAAAUAUAGCCACAGCCCGAUUGCCCAUUGGAAAUUAUAUUGAAUUAGCCACAAGAAAGACUUUCUUGGAAGUAAUACCUCAGAGAAAAUUUAAUAGUGAAGGAAAGAAAAAAAGGAGAAAGGGCAAUAAUUCCAUUACUAUCAAUGAAAAUACUACCGAAAAUGUAAAUAUUGAAGAUAUAAAAGAUAUUGAUGAUGAUGAUUAUAAUGCUACUUUACCAUCAAUACACGACGAAAGCAAACAAUGA